AUCCGCAUCAUCUGGUCUGACAUCUGUAUGCUUACAUCCAAUCAGUCAAUGUUCUGGGACAUCUUCCGAAAUAAUUAUUGGAAAACAACAGAAAGUUUUUUUUGGCUUUUUGGAUUUGGUUUUUUCAAGACAGGGUUUCUCUGUGUAGCCCUGGCUAUCCUGGAACUCACUCUGUAGACCAGGCUGGCCUCGAACUCAGAAAUCUGGCUGCCUCUGCCUCCCAAGUGUUGGGAUUAAAGGUGUGUGCCACCACAGCCCGGUCUGGUUUUCCAUUUAAAUGAUUCAUUUAUUUUUAUUGAUGCAUAUGUAUAUAUGCCAGAGUGAGUUUAUUUAUACAUAUGAAUUUAUAUAUUUAUGUACUUUUGUUAUGUGUUGUUUUUAUUUUGAGUCUAUGUAGCUCUGUCUGUCCUGGAACUUGCUAUGUAGAUCAGGCUGGCCUCAAAUUCACAGAGAUCUGUCUACCUCUGCCUCCUGAGUACUGAGAGUAAAAACGUGCGCCACUGCUCAUUACCUGUGUGAGUCUGUGUUUACCACAGGUGUGGAGGCCAAGGGGCCUCCAAUCCCCGGCAGCUGGAGUUACAGUAGGUUGUGAGACAUCUGAUGCGGUGUAGUGGCUGUUCCUGGUUGUCAACUUGACUAUAUCUGGAUCACAGCAUAGAGAUCUUGAAGCACAGCGGCUAUGAAUCUCAGAAGAUUAAGACAGAGAGAUCUCUGAGUUCAAGGUCAUCUGGAACAAAGCAAGUCCCAGAUCCAGGCAAGGUGCUACACACCUCUAAUCUGGGUCACACCUUCGGCUGGAGACCUACAUAAGGACACUGCAAGAAGGAAGAUUUACUCACUCUCUUCUUUGCUUGCUUGCCUUGUGGGACUGAGCGACUGCUAGAUUCUUGGACUUCCAUUCACAGCUGCUGUGGACCAUUGUUGGGGAGUUGGACUACAGACUGUAAGUCAUUAACAAAUUCCCUUCCUAUAUAGAGACUACCCAUAAGUUCUGUGACUCUAGAGAACCCUGACUAACCCAUGUGGGUGCUGGGAGACCAAGUGGGGUCCUCUGGAAGAACUGUAUUAAGUUCUUAACCGCUGAGCCAUUCCUCCAGUCACCACAUGGUUUUCCUAAGGUGAAUUCAUGUGAUUAACAGCGGUGCUGGUCCUGUGUGCAGGUCCUCCUUGUGGUGGGGUGCAGUUUCUUGGUGGUCGCCUGCUCUCACCACAGCAUCAGGAUGAAUCCCGGGCGUGGCCAUCAGAGAAGUUCUUCCUCAUCUGGCUCAGCUGAGGGAAAUCAGGCUGAAUCCACGGAGUCCGCGAUGGAGAGAGAAAAGGAACAGUUCCGUAAGCUCUUUAUUGGUGGCUUGAGCUUUGAAACCACAGAGGAAAGUUUGAGAAAGUACUACGAGCAAUGGGGAAAGCUCACAGACUGCUUGGUUAUGAGGGAUCCCGCGAGCCAAAGACCAAGAGGAUUUGGGUUUGUAACUUUAUCAUCCACGGCCGAGGCAGAUGCUGCCAUGGCUGCAAGGCCUCACUCCGUCGAUGGCAGGGCAGUUGAGGCAAAACGUGCUGUGGCCAGGGAGGAUUCUGGAAACCCAGGAGCCCACAUGACUGUAAGGAAGCUGUUUGUGGGUAGAAUUAAGGACGAUACUGAGGAACACCACCUUAAAGAUUACUUUGAAAAAUAUGGAAAAAUUGAGACUAUUGAAAUAAUUACCGAUAGGCAGUCUGGAAAGAAAAGAGGCUUUGGCUUUGUUACUUUUGAUGACCAUGAUCCCGUGGAUAAAAUUGUCUUGCAAAAAUAUCACACCAUAAAUGGUCACAAUGCAGAAAUUAGAAAGGCAUUGUCUAGACAAGAAAUGCAGGUAGUCCAAAGUUGUAGGAGCGGAAGAGGAGGAAACUUUGGUUUUGGGGAUUUUCGUGGCCGUGGCAAUUUUAGACCAGGACCGGGAAGCAACUUUAGAGGGGGAUCUGAUGGAUACAGAAGUGGACGCGGAUUUAGGGGUGGCUAUAAUGAGUAUGGAGGUAGACCUAGAGGGUAUUAUGGAAGUGGAAAUUACAAUGAUUUUGGGAAUUAUAAUCAGCAACCUUCCAGCUAUGGUCCAAGGAAGAGUGGAAACUUUGGUAGCAGGAACAUGGGAGGACCAUAAGAUUACCUUACUGUGGAGGAAGGAUUGCAAAAAAAAUUCCUUUGAGACAGUUUCUUAGCUUUUUAAUUGUUGUUUCUUCCUAGUGGUCUCUUAAGAGUAGAGAGGCUUUCCUUCUUUGUAAGUUUUGUAAGUUUCAGGUGAUAUGUGAAACCUAUUAUAAGAUUUUUGUCCAAAAUGUUGAAAAGCUAUUAGAG
Messenger RNA from Apodemus sylvaticus (European woodmouse), 2329 nucleotides. RefSeq names its product heterogeneous nuclear ribonucleoproteins A2/B1-like. The record is from RefSeq and is a predicted model, not a curated record. Gene Ontology annotation, molecular function: RNA binding. Lineage: Eukaryota; Metazoa; Chordata; Mammalia; Rodentia; Muridae. Bases 1221 to 2135 code for a protein of 304 amino acids. The transcript is spliced from 2 exons.